ACUCCGUUGAGUCCGUUCAACUCCUGCGCCGCCGCCAUUCUCCAUUUCUCUUCCUGCAUCGCUACUCCCCUUCGUUGCCGCCAGCGCUCGCCUCUUCGUCGUCAUGUCUCGCCUCUCCGGCCGCUUCUCCUUCGUCCCUGGUCUCGAGGCACCGAUAGAUCAUAAUCCAGUUGCAUCAAGGAGACUGAAGAAGGAUAACAAUGACGCUAAGAACUCAAUUCUUCACUCUCACUCUCCAAAUUCCAUUUCAUUCAUCAUCAUCAUCUUUCUCUGUCACCAUUCCCGGCAAAACCAGCACCCAUUCACUCCUCUCUUUGUGGCGCCCUCUUUCCUAUUCAACAACCUCCUCCUCUGCAGCUGCCAUCCCCCCUUCACCUCCACCUGCACUUCUCCGAAUGGUGCUGUUCGUUCCACCGGGAGUGGAGCCCCAUGAAGUCAACGAGUCAAUGGUGCUUCCAGGAUCCAACAUUAUAAUCGGACCCUAUGCAGGCGAUGCUCGCAUUAAGGGUGUGGAGUUCGUAAAGAGCAGUGGCAGGGCCAAGGACUGCCCCAAAGAUGACCGACCUGAAUUCGCCAUAUUAGGUCGCUCCAAUGUUGGCAAGUCUUCUCUUAUUAAUGCCCUUGUUCACAAGAAAGAAAUUGCCCUCACCUCUAAGAAACCAGGGAAGACUCAGCUUAUCAAUCACUUCUUGGUCAACAAAAGCUGGUACCUUGUGGAUUUGCCUGGUUAUGGCUUUGCUAAAGCACCCGAAGCUGCUAAAAUGGACUGGUGCUCGUUCACCAAGGAGUACUUUUUGAAUAGAGAUACCCUGGUGGCUGUCUUGCUUCUCAUUGAUGCAAGUGUUCCACCUCAAAAGAUUGACCUGGAUUGUGCGAAUUGGCUUGGACGCAAUAAUCUCCAUGGAUUUCAGAUACCAAUCACUUUUGUUUUCACAAAAUGUGAUAAAAUGAAGGUGGCAAAGGGAAAAAGGCCUGAUGAGAACAUAAGGGAUUUUCAAGAAAUAAUCAGGCAAAACUACAAGAUACAUCCCCCUUGGAUAAUGACUAGCAGUGUAUCUGGAAUGGGCAGGGAUGAGCUUCUCUUGCACAUGUCACAGCUGAGAAACUACUGGGAUCAGUAGAAGGAAUUCUCAAAUAGUCAAAUCCAAAUACACGUAACGCUCUAUAAGAACAUGCAUGAGCAAGUUGAAAUCACAGGAAAAGUUGCAACUUCAUAGAUGAAUUGCGUGGAAAAGCUAUGGGGUUCAAUUAUAUUACCCAUGGUAUUUCAGCUGGAUCUUUCUUCAGGAUCUUUGUUCUCCUUGAGCUGCAGCCUUAUGUUGACCAUAUAUUACAUGGGAUCCAGCUUGAGUUGUUGCAUGGUACUGGAUCUUUAUACGAUGAUUCGUUAAUUAUAGUCCUACACUCCUGCUAAAUGUUUAUAGGACUAGAAAAUUGCAGGGAAAUGCCAUUUCUUUGGCUUUUAUGUUACACUCUGCAACUUUUGCAAUAGCGAAAGAAUGUAGAUGUUUUGAUGUAUUUUUUGAGUCAGAGAUAAACAAAGCUAUUGGAACUCAACAGCAGCAAUAGCAACUGCCACUGCAAUCAUAAACUAAAA
Arachis ipaensis is the source of this 1597-nucleotide messenger RNA. Lineage: Eukaryota; Viridiplantae; Streptophyta; Magnoliopsida; Fabales; Fabaceae. The record is from RefSeq and is a predicted model, not a curated record.